This is a messenger RNA of Pyricularia oryzae 70-15, 1486 nucleotides long. RefSeq lists its product as uncharacterized. The transcript is spliced from 4 exons. The coding region runs from base 121 to 1356 and encodes 411 amino acids. Gene Ontology annotation, biological process: polyketide metabolic process. The record is from RefSeq and is a predicted model, not a curated record. NCBI's taxonomy places the organism in Eukaryota, Fungi, Ascomycota, Sordariomycetes, Magnaporthales, Pyriculariaceae.
CUCAGUCGUGUUCCAAUUUCCCGUCGAGAUUCCACCGGCAUAUACGUACACUGCGGCUGUACAAGUUACAGCGACUACUUUGGACGAACACGCACCGGCCAGUGCGAGGCUUCAUAAAAAAUGUCCACAUACAGCGACAUCUCCAAGCCGGCCCCGCCGCUGCCAACCACGAACCUCAAAAGCAUCGGCUCCGGGGUGUCCUUGCUCGCCCCACUGAGUCGCCGAGGGCAUGGUCCCGGAAUCAUCCUGCUGGUGCCGGACCAUGAGGACCAACUGACGAUUUCUCAGGGCGUCCCUUCGCUGUUGGUCAAGUGGGCCGAGGAGGGGUAUGCUGUCGUCGAGAUACAGCGGAAAGCCCUAGAGGGUGAUGCGGCCGCCGCGGUGUCGCUGGCUGUGGAUGGUCUGGCUGGGUGUGAAGCAUGUCAGCCCAAGGAUAAGAUCGGUGUCGUCGCAUAUGACCCUUAUGCGUGGAACCUCUCUGCCGAAUCCAUCAACAAAGUUCCUUCGAUAGCAGCAGUAGCAAUCUACACCGAUGUGGACCAGACACAGUCACUAGCCGCAACAUCAGUGCCCACGAUCCACCACGUCGCCGGCAAGUCGAGCACGCCUCCGGUCCGCUCUGAAGCUCUCACUGCGUACCACUACCCGGGGACCACCAGCCACGCCUUUGCUACCCCCUUCCAGCCAACCUUUAGCUACACCACCGAGGCCCUCUCGCACACGCGCAACCUGAACCUGCUCAAGCGGCACAUGGGCGGGCCCAACUUUGACCUCGAGCAGAUCUGGGAUGAGCACUGCCACUACGAGUUUGUCGACAGGUCGGCCGAGCACACCAUGAGCACUAUGGUGCAGGAGCCAUAUGUCAAUCACGUGCCUGUGCUCACAGGAGGUGUAGGCCGGGAGCCCCUGACGAGCUUCUACCGCUCGCACUUCAUCUUCAGUAACGCCUCCGAUGCUGAGCUGGAGCUGGUCAGCCGCUCCGUGGCCAUCGACCGCGUCAUUGACGAGUUUAUUUUCAAGUGCACUCACAACCUCGAGAUAGACUGGCUAGUCCCUGGCAUCCCACCCACCGGCAAGAAGCUAGAGAUUCCAUUCACCGCCGUAGUCAACAUCCGCGGCGACAGGCUAUUCCACGAACACAUCUCCUGGGACCAGGGCACCGUGCUGCGCCAGCUCGGUCUGAUGCCCGAGUACCUGCCAUUCCCUUACCCGAUGCCGGACGGCCGGACUCCCGAGCCGGGGAAGCGGUUCGAGUACCGAGUGCCGGUGGCGGGGGUGGAAACGGCCAACAAGAUGAGGGAUCGGAACUCGGUGUCGUCGAAUGGGAUGUUUCAGUUUAGGGUCCGUGAAGUUUAGAGUCGGAGGGGCUUUAUCUGAGCUGGGUUAGUGCACAUCUAGACUUGUCUUGCAGGCUAAUAUUUCACUAGCAGGCGGUUUCAGGGUACUUUUGAAUUAUCUAGGAAAUCAUCAAUCAUUUCAGUUCUCG